Hydra vulgaris (swiftwater hydra) is the source of this 1725-nucleotide messenger RNA. Lineage: Eukaryota; Metazoa; Cnidaria; Hydrozoa; Anthoathecata; Hydridae. The record is from RefSeq and is a predicted model, not a curated record.
AUGCCUGUUUUUAAUAUUUUUUUGAGUCAUUCCUCAGGCAUAAGUCAACCAAUAAAUGUCAUCAUUGAUACUAAUGUAAAAGAAAAAAUAAUGAAAAAUCGCCAAAUACUUCGUCCUAUUGUUGAUGCUAUAACUUUUUGCGGUCAAACCAAUACGCCUUUGAGAGGCCACAGAGAUGAUUCACAAAAUCUUCCAGAGGCUGGAGAGUAUUCGAAAUGUGGAACUGGUUGUUUUAAUAAACUUUUAAAUUUUGCUGUACGCAAUGGAAAUGAUGUUUUAGGCUCUCAUCUUAAUAACUGUUCAAAGAAUGCCUCCUAUAUUUCGAAGACUUCACAAAAUGAAAUUAUUAAAUGCUGUGGUGAAGAAAUUAGUGAAUCUAUACUAUCUGAAGUUUGCAAAAAUGUUUUUUUUUCAAUAAUUGCAGAUGAAGCCUGCGACUCAUCUACUAAAGAGCAAAUGUCAUUAGUUUUACGAUUUGUUGAUAGUGAUUUCAAUAUCAGAGAAGACUUUAUUCAAUUUAUUCAUUGUAGUGAAGGAGUUAAAGGAAAAGAUUUGUUUAAUGUUCUAUUAAAUUGUGUAAGCAACUUGAAUCUAGAUAUAAAAAACUAUAGGGGUAAGGGAUAUGAUGGAGCCAGUUCUGUCUCUGGGUAUAUAAAUGGUCAUUCUGCUCCGGUUCUCAAUAUAAAUUCAAAGGCUUUGUAUACACAUUGUCAUAGCCAUCGACUGAACUUAUCAGUUUGUGAAUCGUGUUAUGUCCAAUUAGUUUCAGAGAGCGAGAACAAACGCAAAAAAUUAAAAGAUAUCUGUAGAACUAGAUGGAUUGAGCGUAUAGAUGACACACAAAACAAAUCUUCUACUUUUUUAAAUUCCAUUGGCACUUUUCAAUUCGUCCUUACUUUAGUUGUGACAACACGUGUCUUUGAUUUUACUUUACCUGUUACUCGGUUACUGCAAUCAAAAACUAUUGAUAUCUUAGACGGUUUGCACCUUAUUACAGCUCUUAAAAAUACAUUUAUUUCCAUCAGAAACGAUAUAGAUAGUUUUCAUAAUAACUGCUAUGAAGCAGCAUGUUUGCUUUCAAAAAAAGCUGAAAUUUUUGUUUUAAAACCAAGAGCCUGUUCUAUUCGAAAAAAUCGUUCUAAUGUUCCAUCAGAGUCUGUUUCAGAAUACUUCAAAAGAGCUGUUACUAUCCCUCUUAUAGAUCAUGUAUUUACAUCUAUAUCUACAAGAUUUAAAUCAGAAACUGUAGCUGCAUAUAAAGGGUUAUCAAUUAUUCCAUUUAAUAUUAUUUCUUUUCUUAAAAGAUCCAAAACCCAAUUGUGUUGGAGGAAGCAGUUUGAAACAUUCUGUGAUUUUUAUAUAGAUGAUUUCCCUAAUAUCAGUGCCUUGAAUGGGGAACUAGUUCUUUGGGAAAAAUACUGGGAAAGUUUCUCUGGGACUACUCCUGACAAUAUAUCUUUAACUAUUAAAUCGAUAUCAUUUCCUGGAUUUGAAAAUAUUAAGAUAGCUUUAAAGAUACUUGGGACACUUCCUGUUACUUCAUGUGAGUGUGAGAGGAGUUUUUCUGUUAUGCGUCGGUUAAAAGACUAUAUGAGAACAACAAUGUCAGAAGAUCGACUUAACGGUUUGGCAUUAAUGUAUAUCCAUCAAGAAAUUGUUCCUUGUAUUGAUAAUGUUAUCAAUAGAUUUUCUAUAAAAAAUAGACAACUUGAUUUCAAUGAUUAG